This is a messenger RNA of Melanotaenia boesemani (Boeseman's rainbowfish), 4701 nucleotides long. It is a transcript of the gene met, whose product is annotated as MET proto-oncogene, receptor tyrosine kinase. Gene Ontology annotation, molecular function: transmembrane receptor protein tyrosine kinase activity; protein binding; ATP binding. The transcript has 21 exons. Gene Ontology annotation, biological process: nervous system development; cell surface receptor protein tyrosine kinase signaling pathway; phagocytosis. The record is from RefSeq and is a predicted model, not a curated record. Gene Ontology annotation, cellular component: membrane; signaling receptor complex. Lineage: Eukaryota; Metazoa; Chordata; Actinopteri; Atheriniformes; Melanotaeniidae. Bases 291 to 4556 code for a protein of 1421 amino acids.
UGGGUCUCUAGUGGAUGCAGUCAGUCAGUCAGAGUGGAGUCCCACGCGUUUCUGCGCGAGAGCCGCUGCAGUCUGUGACUACUGGAAAACUGAGGAACAAUUCAGAGAAAAGGUGCUUUGUUGGAUUUAUGUAUAUUUUUAAUAGUUUUUUUUUUACUCCCUGGUGAUCCAAAAGACGCGGCCUCUUUGGAUUGCAUGAAAAAGUCAAGAAGUCCCGUUGUUUGAGGGAGAGAUCAGCGGAAUAUGAUUUGAACCACAGAGACAGACAGCACAGUUGCGCACUUAACAGGAUGAAUCUGCAUUUGCUUCAUGCCGCCCUCUUGCUGUGGGCCUCAUGCCCCAGCAUGCAGAGCCUGUGUGACAAAUCAUCAGAGACGAACAAACUCAACCUUUCGGUCACCUACGAGCUUCCAAACUUCACCGCAGACUUCCCGGUCCAGAACAUGGUGGUACUGGAUGGGAUCAUCUACGUCGGGGCUGUUAACAGAAUCUAUGCUUUGGCCCCGAACCUUACCAAGUUGUCGGAGUACCACACGGGGCCGCUGCUCGCCAACGAGACCUGCGGACAGUCGCAGUCGAGAACAGGCAAUGGCCGAAGGGUUGACAACCACAACAUCGCUUUAGUGGUGGAGAACAUUUAUGACAAGGGGCUGUACAGCUGUGGUUCAGCAGAUAAUGGCGUGUGCCGCCGUCAUGUCCUGGAUGAAGACUUUGGGCUAAAAACAGUUGAUGAAGAUGUCUACUGCUUUGCUGGAAAGGUGAGGGCAGGUGAGGGUCAACCCAGUGAUGCAGAUGUUGUAGUGAGCCCAUCUGGUUCUCAGGUGCUCAAUGUGGAGAGCAACAUUAUUAAGUUUUUUGUUGGAAACUCAGAGAUUCCAGGCACAGAAAAGGCACCAGGCAGUGCGACUCAUCCCCACACCAUCUCUCAGAGGAAGAUGAAGGCGAGUCAAGAUGGCUUUACUUUCUUUUCCAAUUUAGCUUACAUGGACCUGAUUCCAUCUUUUCGUGGAAACUACUACCUGCGCUACCUUUACUCCUUCCAUAGCGGGCCCUUCACCUACUUCCUCACUGUGCAGCAGGUGAGCAGAGACACCCAGGGCUACCACAGCCGCAUAGUCCGUAUGUGCUCCUCGGACCUUAUCAUCCGCCGCUAUGUGGAAAUGCCCCUGGAAUGCAUCAGCACUGACAAGAGGCGGCGACGCUCCUCUGCCGAAGUAGUGAAAGUGUUUAACAUCCUCCAGGCCGCUCAUGUCACCAAGGUGGGCAAUGAUGUGGAGCUGCAGAAGCUGCUGAAAGUGGACGAAGAUGAUGAUGUGCUGUAUGCCGCCUUCGCUCGAGGAAAGCCCAACUCUCCAGAGCCGACCCCUCACUCUGCCGUCUGCAUCAUGUCCCUGAAACACAUCAACUCCAUGUUCAAGAUGUACAUGGAGAGGUGCAGCACGACUGACCCGUAUCACUUCACAGGAUCAGACAAGAAGUCUUGCUACAACGUGAGUUCUUCAGAUGACUGCAAUCCCCACGAAGGAAUACAUGAAGGGAAAGAGGGCACGUACCGCUUGGAGGUGACCCAGUUUGUUCAAAGGUUGGAGUAUUGGCACAAAGACUUGUCGAACACCUUGGUUACCUCAGUUACUGCAACUCUGGUCCACGGUCGCACUGUGGUCCACAUUGGAACAGCAGAUGGACGCUACAUGCAGGUGCUGGUCUCCCGAUUUAAAUCACCUCAUGUGAACAUCCGUCUGGACCCAAGACCAGUCUCUGUUAGUGUAGCGCUGCUGGAUAAUGCUCAGUCAGAUGGAGCUCUGCUAGUGGCCACAGGAAACAAGAUCACAAAGAUCCCUCUGAUUGGCCCCGGGUGCGAUCAGCUGACCACCUGUACGUCCUGUUUGCUGUCAUCGAGGGUGACCGAAUGUGGCUGGUGUGACGGACGCUGCACCAGAAAGAAUCAGUGUCCUUCUUCCUCGGAGUGGACUCAGGACUACUGCACACCUGUCAUCACUAAGGUUUUUCCAGCCUCUGGACCGGUGCGUGGCUCGACAACUGUGACAAUUUGCGGAAGCAACUUUGGCUUCGACAAGACGGAGACCUUCAAGGCCUCGAUGGUUUCUGUGAAAGUGGCAGGAGCUCCAUGCAAAAUGCCUAGACAAGAGCAGAUCAACACAUGGACUGAGAUGCAGUGUUCCCCGGUGUUCAGUGGGAACUUCACCCCGUCAGGAAACAUCGUGAAGGUCACCAGUGGAAGCAAGGAAGCUGAGAAGGAAGGUUUCUUGUUUGUGGACCCCAUAAUCAAAGAAAUCUUUCCCACUUUUGGCCCGAAGUCUGGAAACACCAUGUUGACUAUCAGAGGAGCCUUCCUGGACACUGGAAACAAGCAAGAGGUGACUGUGGGGAAGUCAAUCUGUAAGAUCCAGAGCUUGUCGUCUUCCAUGCUGACCUGUAAGACACCUCCAAAUGCCGCCCACUCAGAGCAGCCCAUAAAGCUGACAGUGGAUUCUGUUGAGCGCCUCGCUCCCAUGCCAUUCAGAUACAACGAAGACCCCGUCAUCAGCAGGAUCCAGCCCUUACGUUCCUUUGUGAGCGGAGGCUGUACAGUGUCGGCUCACGGCUUCCAUCUCCAGUCUGGCCUCCAGCCCCAGAUGGUUCUCACCACUGGUCAGGAUGCUGCAGUCUUCCAUGUGAGCUGUGUGUAUGGUGAAAACCGGACCUCCAUCCAGUGUACCACGCCUUCCUUGGCUAAACUGGCCCUGCAGCCCCCUGUGGUUACCAAGGUGGCGUUUGUCCUGGACGGCUUCUCAACAGAUCAGAAGGACCUUAUCUACGUGGAGGACCCACUUUUUCAGGACCCCAAGCUUACCUCUAAGGACAACAAGAGCAUUGUGGAGCUCAAAGUGAGGGGUGAUCGGAUGGACACGGAGGCAAUGAAGUGUCAGGUCUUGACAGUCUCCAACCACAGCUGCGAGAAUCUGACUCUGGUAGAAAACACUCUGAAGUGCACUGUUCCCACCGAGCUGCAAACCACCACUGGGAAGGAGCUGCAGGUUGAGUGGCGCCAGGCAGACUCCAUCAGGCAUCUGGGCAAGGUGACGCUGGCUCAGGAGCAGGACUACACGGCUCUCGUCGUGGGCUGCGUGUGCGUCAGCUUACUGCUGCUGCUUCUGGGGUCCCUGCUGAUGUGGAGGAGGAACAAACACAUCGAUGAUCUGUCUGAGGUGUGGUAUGAUGGCCGGGGUCACAUCCAGCAUCUGGACAGGCUGGCUAACGCGAGGAGCGUCAGCCCCACUAAUGAAAUGGUCUCCCACGAGUCAGUGGACUAUAGAACAACCCUGCUUGAGGAUCAGGGUGCCGACAGGCCGGAGACGUGCCGGGCAGCUCCUCCCGUCUACGGGGGCAAUGGGGAGCUGCUGUCGUCCAGACUUGGAGCUCUGGGAGUCGGGAUGGGUCUGGGGAUGGAAGGCGAGUUGGUGUCACCCCUGCUGGUGGCCCCGGUCCACAUUGACCCAUCCUGUCUUCACCCAGACCUGUUGACUGAGGUGCAGCAUGUGGUGAUCGCCAGGGAAAAGCUGCUGCUUCACAUCAAUCAGGUCAUCGGCAGAGGCCACUUCGGCUGUGUAUUUCACGGAACGCUGCUCGAGCCAGACGGGCAGAAGCAGCACUGCGCCGUCAAGUCCCUAAACCGUAUCACAGACUUGGAGGAGGUGUCCCAAUUCCUAAAGGAGGGGAUCAUUAUGAAGGACUUCAGUCACCCCAACGUCCUCUCUCUGCUGGGUAUCUGCCUUCCACCAGAGGGCUCGCCGCUGGUUGUUCUACCCUACAUGAAGCAUGGAGACCUGCGCAACUUCAUCCGCAACGAGGGACAUAACCCAACGGUGAAGGACCUGAUGGGCUUCGGGCUGCAGGUGGCUAGAGGAAUGAAGUAUCUAGCCAGUAAGAAGUUUGUCCACAGAGACCUGGCUGCCAGGAACUGCAUGCUGGAUGAGAGCUAUACGGUGAAGGUGGCAGACUUUGGCCUGGCUCGAGAUGUUUAUGACAAGGAAUAUUACAGUGUCCACAACAAGAGUGGCGUCAAGCUGCCCGUCAAAUGGAUGGCUCUGGAGAGCCUGCAGACGCACAAGUUCACCACCAAGUCAGACGUGUGGUCGUUUGGUGUGUUGCUAUGGGAAUUAAUGACCCGCGGCGCUCCGCCAUACUCUGAUGUGAACUCCUUCGACAUCACCGUCUUCCUCCUGCAGGGGAGGAGGCUGCUACAGCCCGAGUUCUGCCCCGAUUCUCUAUACACGGUGAUGAUUGAAUGCUGGCAUCCGAAGCCGGAGCGGCGGCCCUCCUUCUCUGAGCUGGUGUCGCGCAUCUCCACCAUCUUUUCCAGCUUCAGUGGGGAGCACUACGUCCUCCUCAACACCACAUAUGUCAACAUCGAUAAAAUGAGCCCUUACCCCUCCCUCUUAGCCUCCACGGCUUCUUCCUCCUCAUCUUCCUCCUCCUCUGAGCCCUCCUCCUCCUCCUCCCUUCCCUGCCACUCCCCUUUCUUGUGCCAUGUGGAGCGAGACUGCUGCACCUGAGAGAAGGAAGGAGAAGAGACUCAGAAAAAGAGGAAAACGCAAAGGAAGAGAAAACAUGAGGUGAUUUGAGAACUACUGUAUGUACCUGCAAAACACUGGACACUGCAUGCUGAGAAAAAAAAAACAGUUUUUAGAGCUUGGACUG